GUUGUCGCCGGAGGGAAUGGAGGCGGUUGGAGGAACGUUGGCGGAUGCAUCAUCAUCGGUGCGAUCGUGAGCCAUGAGACGACCCUUUCGUUCAGCGUUGGCUGGUUGACAGUGACAGUCGCAGUCGCAGGCAGCAGCCAUUUCUCUGCUGCAGCUCCCUCUACAGCACCAUGAAGUCUAUGACCAGCAUUGCAAAGCACCCCACCAUUGCACUGCUAAAAUCACACACCACACCCCAACAACUGAAGCAAAUACACUCCCAGUUGGUUGUUAAUGGCAUCCUCAACCACCCUCAUUUCCAUGGCCAAUUCGUUGCCACCAUAGCCUUACAAAACGAAGCCAACCUUCACUAUGCCAACCAGGUCCUCCACCACCAAUGUCACACCCCUAACCUCUUCACCCUCAACUCCAUGAUCAGGGCCUACUCCAAAAGCUCCACUCCACACAAAAGCUUCAGUUUCUACACUCAAAUUCUCCACUCCCCCAACAACCUAUCCCCUGACAACUACACCUUCAACUUCCUGGUUCGCUCUUGUGCACAGCUUCAGCUGCGGGAAACUGCUUUGUCUGUUCAUGGUGCUCUCAUAAAGCACGGGUUUGAGCAUGACCCACAUGUGCAAACUGGAUUGAUUUUCAUGUAUGCUGAAUUGGGUUGUCUCAGUUCAUGCCAUGGAGUGUUUGAAAGUGUUUCUGAGUCAGAUUUGGUUUGCCAAACUGCCAUGUUACACGCUUGUGCUAAAUGUGGUGAUAUUGACUCUGCAAGGAAGAUGUUCGACGAAAUGCCUCAGCGAGAUCAUAUUGUGUGGAAUGCGAUGAUUGCAGGGUAUGCACAUUGGGGAAGGUCAAGGGAUGCUUUGAAUUUGUUCCAUUUGAUGCAAAUGGAGGGUGUUAAACUUAAUGAGGUGUCCAUGGUUUUGAUCUUGUCUGCGUGCAGCCAUAUGGGGGCGUUGGAUCAGGGAAGAUGGGCUCAUGCGUAUGUGGAGAGGUACAAAUUUAGGAUGACGGUGACGCUAGGAACUGCGAUAAUCGACAUGUAUGCGAAAUGUGGGAACAUUGAUAAGGCCAUGGAUGUUUUUUGGGGAAUGAAGGAAAAGAAUGUUUACACUUGGAGUAGUGUCAUUGGUGGGUUGGCACUGAAUGGUCUUGGCAGGGAGAGUCUAGAUCUUUUUUCCCUUAUGAAACAAGAUGGAGUUCAGCCAAACGAAGUGACCUUCAUUUCUGUUCUAAGAGGGUGCUGUGUAGUUGGACUGGUGGAGGAAGGCCAAAAGCAUUUUGAUUCCAUGAGGAAUUUGUAUGGGAUUGACCCUCAACUUGAGCAUUAUGGCUUAAUGGUUGAUUUGUUUGGUCGAGCAGGGCGUGUUGAGGAUGCUUUAAACUUCAUCAAUAGCAUGCCUAUGAAACCUCAUGUUGGUGCAUGGAGUGCUUUGCUUCAUGCUUGUAGAAAGUAUAAAAACAGGGAACUGGGUGAGCUUGCACUGAAAAGGAUAGUGGAAUUAGAGGACAAGAAUGAUGGUGCUUAUGUUCUUUUAUCUAAUAUAUAUGCUGAUUAUAAGAAUUGGGAAAAGGUUAGUAGUUUGCGGCAGACCAUGAAAGCUAAAGGAGUGAAGAAACUCCCCGGUUGCAGUGUCAUAGAAGUUGAUGGUGAAGUUCACGAGUUCAUUGUUGGGGACAAGUCUCACCCAAGAUAUGAUGAGAUUGAAUUAAAACUAGAAGAGAUCUAUAGGAGUCUUAGAUUGGCAGGGUAUGUACCUAACACAAACCCUGUGCUUUUUGAUAUAGAGGAAGAGGAGAAAGAGGGUGCUGUGGGUAAACAUAGUGAGAAAGUAGCAAUUGCCUUUGGUUUAAUUAGUUCGAAAGUUGUUCCCAUUAGGGUUGUUAUGAACCUAAGAAUUUGCUGGGAUUGCCAUGAUGUGGCAAAACUGGUGUCCAAAUUUUUUAACAGACAAAUUAUUAUCCGAGACCGAAACAGGUUUCAUCAUUUUAAGGACGGCGAAUGCUCCUGUAAAGAUUAUUGGUAAUGAAUCAAA
Messenger RNA from Lotus japonicus, 2027 nucleotides. Its product is annotated as putative pentatricopeptide repeat-containing protein At5g40405. NCBI's taxonomy places the organism in Eukaryota, Viridiplantae, Streptophyta, Magnoliopsida, Fabales, Fabaceae. Gene Ontology annotation, molecular function: protein binding; zinc ion binding; RNA binding. Bases 171 to 2018 code for a protein of 615 amino acids. The record is from RefSeq and is a predicted model, not a curated record. Gene Ontology annotation, biological process: RNA modification. The transcript has 2 exons.